Molecule: messenger RNA, 1864 nt
Organism: Drosophila obscura
Lineage: Eukaryota; Metazoa; Arthropoda; Insecta; Diptera; Drosophilidae
Product: trypsin alpha
Exons: 1
Coding region: 74-1201 (375 amino acids)
Biological process (GO): proteolysis
Molecular function (GO): serine-type endopeptidase activity
Source: RefSeq, a predicted model, not a curated record
AUCCCCAAGCCAAUGCCGCUCAAGCCGAAGCCGAAGCCGAAGCCGAUCAUUAAAUAGUUUUUCGCUGCCCUGAAUGGUCUUGGCGCAUCGACGUCACCUUCCUUCAAACAUCAUCUCAAGAACAAGAACUAUUGGUGCCCUCCCUCCCAUUGGGGGAGUAAUAUUUGCACAGGUGUCGAGCCGCAGCUUGUUUUUCGGCGAAAUGAGAAGAGAUAAAAGCCGGGGCAAGGUCACUGCCAGAACAGUUCACAUCGAGAUGCGUUGCCGCUGGGAGUACCUAAUCGUGGCUGUGCUGCUGCUGGGCGUGCUAGCCGAGAUGAGCCAGGCGGCCAGACAGGCCAAGCAGGCCAAGCAGGCAAGAAGGAGAUCGAGGAACGCAAACGUGCGCAGACUGCCGGCGAACAGGAGUCAAGCUGUGGCCAAGAAUACCAAGAGCAGAGCAGCUGUAAGAACGGGCACCACCGUUGCAAAGAAGAGCUCACCGAGCAAGGCGUCAGCGCGAGCGACACCGGCCAAGGUUCAGUCGAAGAUUGUCGGUGGCUCCACGACCACCAUCAGCACGGCGCCGUACCUAGUGCAGGUGCGUCGCGGAACUAGCCUGUGCGGCGGCUCUUUGGUAUCGACCCUUUGGGUACUCUGCGCCGGACACUGUGUGAAGGGACACAGUGCCUCGCAGUUUCUGGUGCGAGCAGGAACCACCACGCUUGACGGCAGCGAUGGCGUGGUGCGGUCCGUGGUCUUUACGGCCGUGGCACCCCGUUUCACGUCCGCGAAGAUGAACAUGGACGCCUCACUGCUGAAGCUAAACGAAACCAUGACGGGCACCAACAUUGCCACCAUCUCCAUGGGGUCCUACGUGCCCAAAGCGGGCUCCAAGGUGCGCAUCGCGGGCUGGGGGCUGACCAGUGAGGGCGGCAGCACUUCCCAGACGCUUCGGGCCACGCAGAUCACGGUGGUGAGGCAGCGUGUUUGCAGCCAGAACUACGGCAGAUUGGCCUCCAUCACCAAAUACAUGUUCUGUGCCCGCGGCAGGAGCAAGGAUUCAUGCAGCGGCGACUCCGGCGGAGCCGUCACCAGAGAUUCAACGCUGCUGGGCAUUGUAUCAUUUGGCUAUGGCUGCGCCAGGUCCGGAUAUCCCGGCGUGUACACAGCUGUGGCCCGAAUCCGACCGUGGGCCAACCGCAUAAUGUCGAACAAUUAGGAUCGGAAAUCUUGAGAGUCAGUGACUCUACCUACAACCUACAAUAACAAGCCCCCAAGACAAGGCCGUUGCUUAGCCCAUAAAUAAAUCCAGUUAAAACACGUCACAUGUCACAUGACUAAUAACAGCCGAUUGCCAGCCAGUGGCAAUAACAAAGACUUCCCGCCUUGUGUUUGUACAGAAAUCCAACUAAAUAUAGGUUCGAUUUCUUUGUAGAUAGCUUUGCGAGCCGAAGGCCUAGCGAAUUCCAAGCUAUAACAGCACGAAGCGAGCGAUUCUACAUCAAUAUUUGUAUAUGGCACGUGUACUCACACUCGCUUCAGAUCUUCUGAAUAACUCGUACUGCAGGCACCAUUUUCUAAGCAGCCCCCUAAAAAUUUCAAAUUUCACACACACAAGAUAAGACAAAACUGUGUACAAAAUAAUUUUAAAGUUGGGGGUUUACAAUUGACAGUUAUAGUCGGCCUAUUGAAUGCAAGAUUGAUAACCCGUGAAUAUUGACAAACUUUGUAAUAUUGUGAUCUUAAAAUAUGAAAAAUAUUCGAGCGUGCAUGCAAAACAAGUGCUACGUGUCUUCUUGUUCUUUACAGUUUGUUGUGUCUAUUUUUACUAAUAAAAUCUAACAAAUUUAAUCGUGUUUCGUGGAGUAGAACUUCUUUGUUG